Molecule: messenger RNA, 2022 nt
Organism: Poeciliopsis prolifica (blackstripe livebearer)
Lineage: Eukaryota; Metazoa; Chordata; Actinopteri; Cyprinodontiformes; Poeciliidae
Gene: mfsd8l1
Product: major facilitator superfamily domain containing 8-like 1
Exons: 12
Coding region: 1-1524 (507 amino acids)
Biological process (GO): transmembrane transport
Molecular function (GO): transmembrane transporter activity
Source: RefSeq, a predicted model, not a curated record
AUGGACUAUCAACGUAAAAAGAAACUGACAUUCUCCACCAUUGGACUCAUUUUUCUUUUUAGCGGUGUGGAAUAUGCUGUUAUAUUACCCACGAUAUGGAGGUAUCUGCAGACUUUAGAGGCAGCUCCUUAUUUCCUGGGUUUGGCCCUGUCAGCCUUCAGCCUCAGUGGGCUCUUGUCUGGACCGCUGUUUGGAUAUUGGUCCGAUCGGACACGGACAACAAAGAAAAUCAUUUUGCUUUGUAACCUUUUUGAGAUAAUCGGUAAUUUUAUGUACUUCAUGGGCUACUCAAAGUGGCUUUUAUUGUCAAGUAGGCUGCUGGCUGGCAUUGGUACAGGUGCUGGCUCAUCAAUUUUUGGCUUCCUGACCAGAAGCACAGCUCCAAAAGACCGGGCCACUGUAUUUGCUGCUGUCAUGGCUUGUAGACAGGCUGGCCUUCUAAUCGGCCCUGCAUUCAACAUCUUUCUGAGACUCUGUGACUUCCAUAUUGGUCCUUUUAUUGUCAACAAAUAUACUGCACCAGGGCUGUUUAUGUUUCUGUUGUGGAUUCUCCUUCAACUGGCAGUGGUCUUCAUGUACUGGGACUUGCCACCUACGGAAAGAAGGAAGACCGAUAACAUUUCAAAACGGCAUGAAGAAGAGAACGUACCUGGCCCUAGCAAAGACGAAGAAGAAGAAGUUGUUGAGGAGGAGGUUGUGCCGCUAAUGACCUCCCAGGAGCUUGUGGGCUCCUACGGCUCCGUGAUGACAUCCAGCCAGUGCAAAAACCACAAAUCGGAUGAAUCCAACAACUUGCUCAGUCACAGUCAUUUGCCGCUUGAAUCUCCUGUGACAACAGCAACCUCUGAGCUUUACAGUACUUUCAGGAACUCCAGCACAUGUCAAGAGCUCCUGAGAGAAGAAGUGAUUGUGCUGCUGGCUGCUCAGUUCAUCACCCUUUUCAAUCAGACUGCGCUGGAGACUAUGGUGACACCAUUAACCCAGAAAUAUUUCGACUUUAAAGAGCUUGAAAACAGUGUGAUGUACUGCCUCGGAGGUGUGGUGGUGAUCGCCGGUUUCCUGCUUGUGCACUGGCUGAGCCGGCUCUUCACAGAGCGGUUGGUCCUCGCUGUUGGUUUGACCUUUUGCAACAUCUCCUGCAUCUGGUGCCUCAUCUUUCUCACUAAUCCAAUGGGUAGUUUUUCAUGGCAGCUGGCAGAGUUUAUCAUCGGGGUUUUUCUGCAGGCCCUGGGUUUACCUUUUGUGGCUGUGGCCCAGGUUUCCCUCUUCUCCAAAGUUACAUCAGAGAGAACCCAAGGCUUUAGUCAGGGAGUGCGUCGCUCAGUUGGGGGUCUAGCCACCAUCCUGGGCCCUCUAUGGGGAGGUGGACUGACUGAGCACAUGUACAUAAUGGUGGGUGUAAUGGUGGCACUUCUGGUCCUGCUUUCGCUUAUGGUGGCUUUCUCAUACAACCGUCUAGUGGAGCCAACAGUGGAGCACACGGAAGGUUCAGAGCAAAGCAGCAGCAGCAGUUCCUGUAUCUGAAACUGCUGCCGCAGUUACAAGAACAUGGUGCAAAGUAUCUUGUCCAGCAUCUUUAAGUGUAAGUUGGGACCAGUUCAUGAGGUGACAUCUCUCUAAAAAAGCAGUUCACUGACUGAAACAUGGAUUUUAGUGGCUGUUCAUUUGAAGAGGUCUAAUGGUAACUCCUUGUUUAAAUAUUUUUUUGUAAACUUUAUUAAAUUAUAAACAAUUUUCCAAUUAGCAUCUUACUGGCUGUAGUAAAUUAAACACCAGCUUGUGCAACGUGCAUCAUUUUAGACACUUGUUCUGGUGGGGAAAUACACAGGGAAAAAAAUUGUAUGUACUAACUGUAUGAUACUCUAGUUAAUUUAUUUAUUUUUUUCUUCAAACCACAGUUGUCAAAUUUGGAGUACACUUUGUGUGGUGUUGGUUAAUUUGCUCUGCCAUUAGUGGAAAAGUUUUUUGUUUUUUUUGUCAGUAAUUUUAUAUGUCUGUUCCUCUGUCUGUAAUUUUUUUCCC